Molecule: messenger RNA, 600 nt
Organism: Solanum stenotomum
Lineage: Eukaryota; Viridiplantae; Streptophyta; Magnoliopsida; Solanales; Solanaceae
Product: tryptophan aminotransferase-related protein 4-like
Exons: 1
Biological process (GO): amino acid metabolic process
Molecular function (GO): transaminase activity; carbon-sulfur lyase activity
Source: RefSeq, a predicted model, not a curated record
UGGGAACCCAAUGUUUUUAGAGCCAUUUUGGAAGCAAAAUGCAGGGAGUAGUGGUGUAAUGGUGGCGGGAUGGCAUAGAAUGGGAUAUGAAUUUGAGGAUGGUUCACUCAUUUCUAAGCAAUUGAAGAGUGUAAUCCACAAGUUACAUGACACUGUAGGAAAUGCAAACACAUCAAACAAGUACAUAUUAUUUGGAGCUGGCUCAACUCAGCUUCUUAAUGCCGCGGUGUAUGCUCUUUCCCAUCACACCCCUUAUUCAUCGCCCACCAAAGUUGUUGCUUCUGCUCCUUACUACCCUGUUUACAAAUCACAAACAGAGCUAUUGGAUUCGAAGAAGUAUAAGUUUAGUGGAGAUACAUCCUCGUGGAAAAACAAAACAAGGAGUACUAGUACUAGUACGGAUUUCAUUGAGUUUGUGACAUGUCCAAACAAUCCAGAUGGGCACUUAAACAAGGCAGUCCUUCAAGGAAAAUUUGCAAGGCAUGUUUACGAUUUAGCUUACUAUUGGCCACAUUACACCGCGAUUCCAAGCCCUAUGGAUGAAGAUCUCAUGUUAUUUACACUUUCAAAGCUCACUGGUCAUGCCGGUAGCAGAUUUGG